AUGAAAUCAUUUAUCGAAGUUCCUUCUGAUUCUCAUUUUCCUAUUCAAAAUUUACCCUUCGGAAUUUUUUCAACUGAAGAUGUCCCGACACCUCGGGUUGGAGUUGCUAUCGGAAGUCAAAUUUUGGAUUUACCGGUCAUAGCUCCAUUAUUCGAAGAAAAAGUUCCUGAAUUGAAAAAUCCUCUUUCUGUUUUUUCACAGUCAACUUUAAACACGUUUAUGUCACUAGGUAGACCAGUAUGGCAAGCAACUCGUAAAUUCUUGCAAGAAAUAUUGGCGGAUCAUAAUCCUUUGCUACGAGAUAAUAUUGAACUAAGACGUCAGGCAUUCGUGCCCCAGAAAAUCGCUAAAAUGCAUUUGCCAGCUAGUAUUGGUGAUUAUACUGAUUUCUAUGCUUCAAAGGAACAUGCUUGA
This is a messenger RNA of Acaulospora morrowiae, 414 nucleotides long. The record is from the annotation of a GenBank genome assembly. NCBI's taxonomy places the organism in Eukaryota, Fungi, Glomeromycota, Glomeromycetes, Diversisporales, Acaulosporaceae.